Messenger RNA from Cariama cristata (Red-legged seriema), 884 nucleotides. RefSeq names its product transcription factor B2, mitochondrial (gene TFB2M). The annotation marks the transcript as partial. Gene Ontology annotation, biological process: transcription initiation at mitochondrial promoter; rRNA methylation. The transcript has 7 exons. Lineage: Eukaryota; Metazoa; Chordata; Aves; Cariamiformes; Cariamidae. Gene Ontology annotation, cellular component: mitochondrial matrix. Gene Ontology annotation, molecular function: mitochondrial transcription factor activity; rRNA (adenine-N6,N6-)-dimethyltransferase activity. The record is from RefSeq and is a predicted model, not a curated record.
GUCCUGGAGUCUUGACCCGAACUCUGCUCAAUGCAGGUGUUAGAGUGGUAGCUCUAGAAAGUAACUUAGCUUUCCUUCCAAACUUACAGUCCCUAGAGAAUAGCCUGGAUGGACAAUUAAAGGUAAUUUAUGGUGACUUCUUCAGACUGGAUCCUUUGGUGCCUGGAACGGUGAAACCACCUGCUGUGUGUUCUGACAAACUUUUUGAAACCAUGGGUGUAGCAGCAGUUCCUUGGAGGGCAGAUGUACCUGUGAAAAUUUUUGGAAUCUUACAACAAAAAAAGGAAAGGAACGCACUUUGGAGGCUUCUUUUUGCCCUGUAUGAAUGCAGUUCUAUAUACAAAUAUGGAAGAGUAGAACUCAACGUCUUUAUAAGUGAAAAAGAGUACAAGGUAUUGACAGCAAAGCCUGGGGAAGUGAGGGCUUACCAAGCACUUACAGUACUUUGGCAAGUAGGAUGUGAAAUUCAGCUAUUGCACAUGGAACCUUGGUCAUCAUUUGUAACUAAUUUGAAAAAUGGGGGACUGGCGAUACCAAAAAGCAGGCGGCUGCCAAAUGACCAUUUAUGUUUGGUACGACUGACUCCUCAGCAAAAUCUAUUUACAGGAGGCUUGAAGCCCACAAAUUCAUCUACCUUUAUUUUCAUGGUGAAACAGUGUUUCGCUAGACCUAAGUCUAGACUUACUGAUAAAUUAAAGUCAUGGAGCUUGGACAACGGUGGCAAAUUACUCAGAGAGUUAGAAAUUCCCAAAAAUGCUCAAACACGUGACUUAUACCCAGAAGACUAUAAACAUCUUUUUGAGGCUUUGCAAAACUCUAAUAUGUUUACCGAAACCUGGUUCUAUGAUGAAGUCUUGGACAGUAUAAGGAACAUAAACUUAUAA